This is a messenger RNA of Glarea lozoyensis ATCC 20868, 2235 nucleotides long. Its product is annotated as adhesin protein Mad1. Lineage: Eukaryota; Fungi; Ascomycota; Leotiomycetes; Helotiales; Helotiaceae. The coding region runs from base 1 to 2235 and encodes 744 amino acids. The record is from RefSeq and is a predicted model, not a curated record. The transcript has 2 exons.
AUGAAGACUCAAAGUGUCUCUUCUCUUAUUGCCUUGGCAUCCACCCUCCAAGUCGCCGCUGCAACUGGUUUUGGCUCAGGCGGCUUGUUCUCUUGCCCAUCUAACACAAACAACGACUGUAUUCCUCAGCAAAACACCGGUUUCGACUGGUCUACCCUCAACCCAGGCAAGCCUGUUACCAGCUAUGGUGGAAUGAACUUCCAAGGAUGGGGUUGCGCCAACUCUUUUGGAAAGCGUGACUCUUUGGUCAAGCGUACAUUCGCCAACACCAAGUGCAUCACUGGUUCUGCCCACAGCGACAAGUCCAAGUCUUCUUCAUUCAGCUGCGGUGCCAACACCGAGGUCAAGAAGUUCUCCGUCACUGAGAUGCACGUUUCCGUAGAGUUCGACUGCGAGCUCGAUUUCCACUUUGAGAUGCCUGAUAAGUCUACCUGCAAACAGACUUCAGGCUGCAGCACUGGCGGGUCUAUUGUCAAGAACACUCAAUGUGGUGGAGCUACCGCAGUUACCAUCGUCUACCCACCAAACAAGGGUAAGAACAACGGAAAGGGCAAGGACAAGUGUGAUCUCGGUAUUCACAGCAUUGGAUUCGACUGCAACCCAGCUUCCAGCACUGUUACCCGUUCUACCUCCACAAAGGCCUCUUCCACCUCCACAAAGGCCACCACCACCUCUACAUCUGCUGCUCAGACCACCCCAAAGACCAGUCCAGCUGAGACUACCACCGCUGCAUCUUCCAGCGCUUCUUCAAGUGCUUCGGUCAGCGUUUCAUCCUCUGAGGUUGUGAGCAGCAGCACUGCUGGAACUACCACUGCUGAGUCUACCACCGUCGAGUCUACUGCUGGUGUUUCUUCAUCCUCCACCUCUGCCACUUCAUACGGUAACUCCAGCACCAUCGCUGUCCCAAGCCCAAGCAGCUCUGGAUUGACCACUCUCGUCUCCACCACCGCAUCAGUCAGCUCUGCUGAGGUUCCUUCCACCACCGAGGGAGCAUCAACCACCGAGUCUUCUGCCGCUGGAACCACCACUGAGUCCUCUGCUGCUGGAACCACCGAGACCACUGCUGCAUCCUCAUCUGUUGAGUCCCCAUCAGUCACUCUCCCAGCUGAGUCUUCCAUUGCCGUCACCACCGUUGUCGUUGUCACCACCGAGACCACCUGCCCAUUCACCUCUACUCACACCACUGCUGGCACCACCAGUGUUGAGGUUGGAACCACCGUCUCCACCAUCACGGUCUCUUCAACUGUCACCUCCACAGUCUGCACCCGAUGCACUGCUGUCCCAACUGAGACCGCUGGUGUCCCAACUUCCCCAGCUGCCACCUCCGCCGUCUCUACCACCUCCACCUCCGCUGGCCCAGCACCAACUGCUCCAGGUGUCCCAGAGACUCUUCCAAAGUGCAUGAACACCUGGAACUUCAUCGUUGGAUGUGUUGACAACACCGACCACUCCUGCUACUGCCCAAGCACCGAAUUCGUCAACAACGUCUUCGAGUGUCUUGCCGCCUACGGAGCUGACGACAAAGCUGUUGCUGAGGCCGCUGCCUACUUCCAAGGUAUCUGCGCACCAUACAUUCCCCAGAACCCAGCUAUCAUCACUGGAUGCCCAACUGUCUCCCCACCAGCUGCUGCCACCACCACCGCUUCAGUUUCUGCUGCUUCUUCAGUUGAGGUUCCAGGUGUUACCGCAUCAUCUGUUUCCGCCUCAUCUGUCUCCGUCCCAGCUGUCUCCCUUCCAUCUCCAUCAUCCGUCGAGAUCCCAGGUGCCACCGCUGCUCCAUCAGUCACCCCAGCACCAGUUGCUCCAAUUGCCAACGUUCCAGUCACCACCAUCUCAUUCGUCUCAACCAUCACCGUUCCAUGUGUUGAGUCCACUGGUGUCUCUUCCGGUCUGGUCAUCCCAUCCUCCUCCACCACCACCGCAAUCUCCACCGUCAUCACCGUCCCUCAAGUCGUAUUCUCCACCCCAACCGCCGCACCAUCCGGAACAGCCACCGCUGCCGUCCCAGUCCUCGUCGUCGGCACCCCAGCCGCCGUCCCAGCAGAGACCACCCCAGUCUCCGGCAACUCAGGCAGCGCCCCAACAACCAUUGCCACCGUCCCAAUCGCCGCCCCAACAGGAGGCAACAGCACCGCCUCCCCAACCGCUCCCCUCCUCGCCAACAGCGGUUCCUCCACCGGCGUUGCCUUUGGCAGCAUCCUGGGCGCGGCUCUCCUCGCCAUCUUCGCUUUGUAA